AUGGACAACAUCGACGAGGAAUAUGACCGGCUUGUUGAACACCUUCACGACUGCGCGAAGAAGGCUGAGACAGCACAAGCCGCAGGGAACCAAGAACUCACGUCCGAGCUCGCAAGGCUUUGCAGAGAGGCUAUAAAGGAAGACCUUAAAGAGAGAAGAGCAGAAGUGCUGGCUGAGGCCGCAGAGGCGGGGAAAAGCAUACGCUAUGCCCGUCGAGACUUCGCCAGUCGCACGACAUGGAUGACUGCUCUCCGGAACCCAAAGGGAACAGCCAUUGCAUCGAGAAGGGGGAUGGAGAAAAUCAUCUACGACUUCUACUCUGAUCUCUUCGACAGCCAUGUCCACUUGCCUCCUCACCAUCUGAGGGAAGACAGACAUGUCAUUCCAGAGGUUCUCCGUCCGAAAUACGACACGCUAUCAUGUCGCACGAUUGACCACAUUCACACUGUUUCGAAACUCAUCGAGGUAUCACUAGAAUACAACAUGCCGCUCUGUCUCACCAUCAUCGACUUGAAGAAGGCCUUCGACUCAGUUGAGACGGAAGUGGUCGUGGAAGCCUUGGACAACCAAGGCGUCCCUACUCAGUACAUAAAGGCACUUCGAGAGUUGUACAGUAACUUCACGACCGGAAUUUCGCCAUUCUACACGAACAUCAUCAUUGAUGUGAAGAGGGGGGUCUGA
Messenger RNA from Necator americanus (New World hookworm), 681 nucleotides. RefSeq lists its product as uncharacterized. The transcript has 3 exons. The record is from RefSeq and is a predicted model, not a curated record. Bases 1 to 681 code for a protein of 226 amino acids. NCBI's taxonomy places the organism in Eukaryota, Metazoa, Nematoda, Chromadorea, Rhabditida, Ancylostomatidae.